AAUUUCGAAGACAUCUAACCGUCACUCUGGUUCACAACUACCAGUCCCACGCAUCGAAGCGACCGAUUGGUGAACAUUUUUCAUUUUCUCAAUCGCUCCUCUUUUUCUGUUCUUCGAUGGAUUCUUGGCAAUCAAAGUCUCGAAGAUUUUCUCUUGCAGGAUGGACGCACCAGAUUGGACUUCGCAGGUGCAUGCCGCCGCCGCCUCCACCUCGUGGUCUUCGUCGUUCGCCAGAAGGGAAUUUUCAGGGGAUGCGGCGGCGUCGUCUUCCUCUUCGCCGGUGGAAGAGGAGGCGGUGCCGGAGGUUCGCAAUCAACAUCAGUCCGUCGAGGGACAGGCGAGCGUCUCUAACCAUAUACACUACACAGGAACAGUAGAGGGGGAGACCUCGGUACUGGUCCGAGAAGAUACCUGGUCUUGCAUCGUCGUCAUCCUCACCUUUUGGUUCUUCGUUUCAAUGACUUUCAUUUUUGGUGUGUAUGGUUCUGAGAAUCUACAAUUUGGCCCCAACAGCUCACUUCUAAUAAAGCCUAAUCCCAUUUUUGUGGAUUAUAUAAAGUUGAAGCAAUCAGGUGAGGGAAAUGUUGGUCCUAUUCUAUAUGGAUUAUAUAAAGACCCACCUCUCGAUGUUGUAACUACUUGGUCAUCAAUCCUGAACAUAUCUGUCCUUGCUGGUAUUCACAAGGAAUGGGUAUAUAUGUUAAAUAAAGGAUCUCAAAUAAAUAUUUCAUACAGCGUGAGCUCCUCGCGGCCAUCUUCUCUAAUCCUUAUAAUUGCACAAGGGAGUGAAGGCUUUGCUCAAUGGCUUGAGGACCCAUCAUAUCCCAAUACUACCUUGUUCUGGAAGGUUAUUCAUGGAAGCGGUACAAUCCAGCAGGAUAUUUCAAAGUCUUUGACUUACUAUGUUGCAGUGGGUAACUUGAACUCAGAAGAAGUUGAGGUGCAAUUAGACAUCAGAGUUAAGGCUCUCCUGUAUAACACAACUGAGGCAUAUUAUAAUUGUGCUGUGGCCGAUGGAGGUUGUAGCUUGAAAAUGUUUUUCCCCAAUGGAAAUGCUGCUGUUUUAACCUCUCCAAGUUCAGAACAGGUUCCCACUGGUUACUUAUGCAAUGUUAAACUGUCCUAUGGACCUCGAUGGAUCACUUACCUUUUUGGCAUAGGUGUAAUGACCCUCCUCAUGUUACUGGGCUUCCACUUUUUGAACAAUUUCCAGUGUUCCCGCUAUGACCAAACCAGAUUUCAGUUUGGUGACAUAAGACAAGAGAGAACCCCUCUUCUUUCACAAAAAGAUGAUGAUUUGUCAAGUUGGGAUUCAUCUUAUGAUUCUGUGACGGAAGAUGAUGAAGAUCUUGAAGACAGACUGGCCUCAAGUUCACUUGAAGGGAAGCCACUGAAAGAUGGCGACUACAAUAACAAUAUUCGGCGUCUUUGUGCAAUUUGCUUUGAUGCUCCUAGAGAUUGUUUUUUCCUCCCCUGUGGCCACUGUGUGGCUUGUUUUGCAUGCGGAACAAGGGUUGCUGAAUUGGCAGGUACUUGCCCCAUUUGUCGCAGGAACAUGAAGAAGGUCAGAAAGAUAUUUUCAGUUUGAGCAACACACAAAGUUUCUUCUCAUGAGCACCCCUCGGUUAUUGAGUUGUGAUGCAGCUUGAUUGAUCUGAUAGUGUUGGCACCAUUGCUUGCAAGCUGGUACAAAUACAUUGACCAAGCUAUUCAUGCUUUAGGUGAUGAGAGCAACGUGGAAACAUAGUUGGCCAAAUACCCUCUUCUUUCUACUGGCCUUCGCAUCUGUGUUACUACUUGCCAUGCAUCUUGGUAUAGAGAGUGAGAUUGUAUUAAUUCUACGUUUGCCUAGUGCUUGAAAUCAUCUUUUUGAAGAACUUGCAUUCUGCAAAUAUGUAGCUUCAGUCUCCGUUAGUUAGUAGCCAGCAUACGAUGUCGAUGCAUAUUGCUUUCAAUAACUCCCGAGCUUGACAAAUCAAGUUGUUGGUUCACUUAAUCAAUAGAUCUGAACAAUUUUAUAUCUGUAUUAUUAAAUAUAUUCCAGGGCUAA
This is a messenger RNA of Diospyros lotus (date-plum), 2050 nucleotides long. RefSeq names its product E3 ubiquitin-protein ligase APD2. NCBI's taxonomy places the organism in Eukaryota, Viridiplantae, Streptophyta, Magnoliopsida, Ericales, Ebenaceae. The transcript has 11 exons. The record is from RefSeq and is a predicted model, not a curated record. The coding region runs from base 161 to 1588 and encodes 475 amino acids.